GGAGUGGAGAUGGAGACGACUAGCGAUCAGCUGGCGUUGGAGGAGCUGUGCCAGGGGGGAGGUUGGGCCGCGCUAGCAGUGGUGGGGGGUGUGGACAGGGGUCUGCGGGUAGGAGGGGUUGCCCUGGACAAGGUCACCGGUCGUCAGGUCACCGUGCUCGGCUCAUCCCCCACCAGGCACCCCUCCAGGCAGGCCAACGCACACAUCAAGGUCUACUGGGAAGACGCCGGCGAGGGACCUGCUAUCAGCGACCGAGCCGGCUGCCUGCUGGAGCCAUGCGAGCCCACGCCCUUCAACAUCAACAAACUGAGUCGCGUCCCCCCCACCACUUGGCGCAGUUUGGCGUGCAUUUCAAAUUUGGCGCGCGAACUCGCAUUUCCCGCCUGUCAGCUGAGCGACGACGAAGCGGCCGCCAUCAAGAAGGCACAGGAUAUGACGUCAUCAGCAGCAGCCAAUCAGCAGCCGGCUCCGCCUAACCCCCCGCCCACCGCCACUCCCACCGUCACCAGUGUCGAGUCACUCACCAAUCAGAUUAUUGUGAAUAUUUUCGGCGAGGUGACUCGUCGUGCCAGCAUCGAUACCUUGUUGGAUAAUAUGAUAACACAAGAAGCUAGCACUCAGCAACAGUCAGCCGGCCUGGGUGUCAGCAGUACAUCACACAGCAAUCAGACAGAUGGCAGGGACUCUGUCACAUUGAGAAUGGCCCUAGAUAAACUGACCAAGUGUGAGGCUCAAGCGCUAAGGUUGGUAUUCCUGCAGUUUGGGGCCCUGAAAACACUGUCAGCUUUACUCAGCUGUGGCCAAUAUGCUGAACUACUGUUGGUGCCUUGUGAGAGACCACCAGAUGACAAAGAGGAAAAGGUGAGCUGUUCGGAUUCUAUGAAGUCGGACACAGAAGCCAUAGAUGAGAGCGAACUAAGAGAGGCCAUUCGCUACACGCUCAAGUGUUUUGUGGACAAGAGCAUAGAGUCUUGUCAGAUGCCUUGGAUCACCUCUUUGGCUGAUCUCGAACGGGGCUUCAGCCUUCUGCAAUCCACUCACGUUGCACGAGCUUUGGAGCACAGAUACCGGCUCGGUCAAAUGGAAGAACUCGUUCGCUCGCUCGCUUCCAACGUUUCCUCCACACUAAACUCAUCCGACCAGACGUCGUGUGAGUUGAGCAGAUAUUUCUCACUGAGCAGAUCCGACGCGGCCGGAGCUCCGUUCACAACCAACAACCGUCAGCAACUGAGUGGCGGCGCAUGCGCGAAUGCAUCUGCGCAAAACACUAGUGCGCAGCUAAUCGGGUCUAGGAGAGGGGGAAGAUCGCCUUCGCCUCCGCCGCCUCUCCAUCUGGCCGCGCCACUCCUUGAAAUGGGGUUCACGCUGAAGCAUGUCCAAAAGGCUUUGCGUGCUACUGGCAGCCACGCUACAGUUUCAGCCAGCACCAUUAACAAGUUGGCAACGUGGAUGAUCGAGCACCCGUGCAUUCUGGAUGUGGCCUGCACCUCUGCCCCCUCUCACUCGACACCCGACCAGAAGGGCGCAGGGGUGGGGGGAUUCGAAACGGUGACGUCAUCAGAGGUGCCAAGGGAGAGGCAGAGGAGAGACAUCGUCCCGUCGUAGAGUCUCAUCCGAUAUCAGGAAUUACUUGAUGGAGAAAUGCCGUCUAGCCGAGCGUGAGCGAGAACGAGAACGUGAGCGCGAGAGAGAGAGCGUGCGAGGAGAGGCGAGACCCUUGGUGAGGUCCUCAUCCUCCUCUUCGCCGUCGCCCUCAGCGCGGGAGAG
Nilaparvata lugens (brown planthopper) is the source of this 1767-nucleotide messenger RNA. Its product is annotated as probable E3 ubiquitin-protein ligase HERC1. NCBI's taxonomy places the organism in Eukaryota, Metazoa, Arthropoda, Insecta, Hemiptera, Delphacidae. The record is from RefSeq and is a predicted model, not a curated record. The transcript has 8 exons. Bases 10 to 1605 code for a protein of 531 amino acids.